Exserohilum turcica Et28A is the source of this 837-nucleotide messenger RNA. RefSeq lists its product as uncharacterized. The transcript has a single exon. Gene Ontology annotation, cellular component: cytoplasm. The coding region runs from base 1 to 744 and encodes 247 amino acids. The record is from RefSeq and is a predicted model, not a curated record. NCBI's taxonomy places the organism in Eukaryota, Fungi, Ascomycota, Dothideomycetes, Pleosporales, Pleosporaceae.
AUGUCGUCGCCCCUCCUUGUCGGCAUAUCGGGCCCUUCAUCCUCCGGCAAGACAACUCUAUCCCGACUGCUGCGAGACGUCUUCCCUCCCUCCAAGCUCUUCAUCCUGCACCUCGACGACUUCUACCUGACCGACGCCCAAAUCCCACUCAAGAACGGCGUCCAGGACUGGGACUGCAUCGAGUCGCUCAAUCUGCCCCAGCUCAAGCAAGCCCUGGGCCACAUCAAGGAGCACGGCAAGAGUCCAGAAUGGCUGGUUAGCCAGGAGGACCAGAACAGCGUGGGCGAGCAUGGUGUGCCGCCAGCCGAGAUUGACAGAUUGAGGGGCCAUGUCGCCAAGUUGCUCGAAGACAAGCCCGACUGGCAUGGAAAGCGCCUAUGCAUUGUGGAUGGCUUCCUCCUAUUUUCCGAGGACAUGAAAGACAUACGCUCCAUGUUUGACGUGCGGCUAUUUCUCCGCACCAGCUACCAGACGGCAAAGCGGCGGCGCGAGGCCCGCAGUGGAUAUGUAACGCUCGAGGGUUUCUGGCAAGACCCUCCAGGCUAUGUAGACCAGAUUGUGUGGCCCAACUACGUCCAGGACCACAAGUUUCUGUUCAAGAAUGGCGACGUGGAUGGAGAGCUCGACGGCCAUGUCUGCAAAAGCGCCGGCAUCCAUGGAAUGCCCAGGGAAGCCGAGGAGAACAUGACAAAGUGCCUGAGCUGGGCUGUUGGAGUCUUGGAACACGUACUCGACAGGCCGUGAAGCGGUGGGCAACAACCCAAACAUGGCUCACAAUCAAAUCUUGUAUUAAUAAGCUAGAAUCUGCCUUGAUGGCAUCGCCAAGACAGCAAUCCC